CCUAGUGAAUUUCGCAUAAAUAUCCAUUUUAGAGGCACUUCGGGUAUUCCCGGUUUUUUAUCUCACUCUGUGGAUAAAAAAUGACGCGAUUCUUUAUUCGGUCGAAGUGGGCCCCCUUGUAGACGCACAACGGCGUUCGGCAGUUACGUCAGUUGUGAUUAUUCUGACGCCGACGCGACCGAAAAUUGUUUCGCGAUAAUUAUCGUGAUUGUCCAGGAAAUAUUCCAACGAUUAAGCUUAAGGCGUGAGGGUAAUCCAUCAUGGAAGAGUUACAGCAACAGAUUUUGAGUUGGUGUGACACCUUGGAGGAGUAUCUGAAAUGCGGGCAGUGUCGCGGACCGUUGAUCCGGGACACCUACCUCUGUGAGGCAGGCCACUUCGUCUGCUUGACCUGCAGCCAGGACUCCCCCAACGACAAAUGCUCCAUAUGCAAGAUGAAGUACACAAAGACACGAAAUUACUUGGCUGAGAAUCUUGCCGAGAAGAUGGAGACAAUCAGGAAGAAGAUCGGGGGAAAUGUCGAGGAUGACGACGACUUCAGGUCCGUCACCAGCGAGAACAGCAAUGCCUCCUGGAACACUUUCCCCUGUUGGAUUUGGAAUUGCAAGGUCCAGGGGUCUAUCGAGGAAAUUCGUCAGCAUUACAAGGAGAGUCACAGUGGAGUCUACGUCAAGGCUAACGACAAUCGUCCCGACUCCGAAGAAAAUAUACCCAAGUUGGAGGAUUUAGAUGUCGAGGUGUGCGUCAAUAACGCGUACUACAAGGCCUCCAUCACGGACGUCUUCCCCGAAGAAGUAUCUGUGACCUUCGAGAACAACUGGAUGCCUCAGUCAAGAUUUCCGUUCUCUCAAGUUCGUCUUCCAAUGAAGGACGCUGCAAGGCCAUUUUUUGGUGAGGGCCGGGAGGUCGAGGUGAAGGUGAGGGCCAACGAUGAGGCGCCUUGGGGAUGGCGGAGGGCCAUGAUGAAGAAAAAUACCCCGAAGGGAUAUUUAAAGUACGUGGAGUAUCUCGACCCUGAGCCAAACCUCGAGGAAAUAGUGAAUGUGAAGCGUCUCAGGGCCAAAAACUCAAAUCCUCCCAUCGAUGUGGACACCUUUCAUAAGACUGAGGUGCACAUAUCUGAGGUCAACGUUGUAGGCAAGGAGGAAGUUCUCCAGAGUGUCCAGAGAAUGACUGGGGCACCGUUGUGUAGAUAUUCCGAGAAUGGUCGGGUAAUUGUUGCCAUCUCCAAAGUGGCCGAGGGAAAGCAUUGCGAUGGAAAACUUCCCCACUCGACGAGCUUCUUCUUGGAUUACUCGUUUCCACGAACAAUGGAUCGACUUCUGGACAUUCCAGAUGUUGGAUUAUUCCUUCUUCAUGUCGUUGUUUACGAUAAUGGAGCUCUACGUGCUCAUCUGCUCAUGUACGAUAGCGGGAGGAAUGCGAGGAAGUAUCGGUACAAGUUGAAGAUCCAGUGUAAUGCACAGAAUUUCAGUGUUGAAGGAGUUGUCGAUACCGUUCGUAUCCCAAAGAAUCUCCUCGCCAAGAAGGGUCUUUUCGUCCAACGAGCCCACAACCUCCAGAUAGAGCUCCAGAAAACCCUAAAAUUCACGUGCCACGUCGAAGUGGACAGGAACACUCAACCCCCAGAGGAGAAGGCCUCCCAGAAGCUCACGGGUGCUAGGUACAAGUCUCGUAAUCAGAAGUCGACUGACGACCAGACGGAUUCCACCGCCAACACAAUAACCGAGGACUCGUCAGAUCUGAAGAAGAAGCCCCAGAAGAACUUCCAGAAGAAUCGAGACAAAUUAACCAAUGGAAAUCCCCAGAAUUCCCAGGAAAAACCGAAGAAUCCAAUCCCAAAGAUUUCAAACCCUCAGAAGAAGCAAAACUCUGAAGCUAAAGCUGAGAAUGUGAGGAAACCCAUCAAGAGUAAAUCUCCAGAGCUUCAGAAUCAUCAAUCCAGGGUGGAUGAUCCUUUGCAGACGAGUGGAGGGCAGAAUUCGCCCAGGCAGGGUGGAUUCGGAGGGAAUCUGGGGGGAUCUGGGGGGACUAUUCCUCCGGUGUUCGCACACCCACCUCCGUUCGGUUCGAUGCCGAGUUAUGGAAGUCAGGGGAUGGGGUAUCAGUCCCCUGGAGGGGGGGCUAACUACCCUCCAGGUGUACUGCCUCCCCAAGGCCUUCCGUCCAAUCCCCACCACUUCGGAGCUACCCCAGGUGUUUUCCCUGGGGCAAAUCCUCAUUAUCGUCCCCCACCUUCACCUGGAACUCCAGAAAUACCUGGAGCACAUCAUGGACAGCCAAGUGCUCCAGUGGAAGAUGGAAAUGGGGGGUACGUUCAGUAUCCUGAUUUGACGAACAUGAAACAUAAAAUGAUGGAUGAGGUUCAGAGGAAGGUCAUCGCGAAGGAGCGCAUGAGGGGCACUAGGACGUCGUCUACUGAGUCCAAAGACAAAUGUGUCAUUAGUUAGAGGGUUUCGAGGAGGUUUUUAUGUGGAGUCGGUGGAGAACGUGGAUUUACUGGAGUUGAGGUGAAGAAUUCUGUGAAAGGUAUCAAGACGAUUUUUUAUUUCUACGGAAUUAUGAAAUUAUCUUGAGUUAGUUUAGGAGAAAAUAUGAGAGGAGAAAGUUAAAAAAAAAUAAUGUCAAUUGAAAUUGUCUCCUGAAGUCGAUAAUCGUCGAGGUGAUUCAGGAUUUAUUACAAAAGAUGAAGAAUCGAGUCAUUUCGAGGAUAAAUUGCUCAUGAUCUUUUUGAGCUUCAGAGAAUGAAUUUCAUUAUCGACAUUGGGGUUCGUUCCCUCCGCAGAUUACCUCGUUAACAAUUUUUCUGGGAGUAUAAAAGAAAUGUGAGAGUAUGUCAUUGCUCAUGGUUUCAUGAACGAAAUGGUCAAUGUGACUUGUUCGUUAAUUAUCAAAAUACGUCGAGAAUAAGUGAUUUUAGCAGGGAAAACUCAGCUUUUGUGGCUGAGGAAAUUUUCAGCAAAACGUGUCUUGUUUUUUGUUUUCAACUCCAUAAUUACUUGGACUGCUGAAUAAUUUCGCUAAUGAAUUGAGAAUUAGUGGAACUGAUGAUUGAAAAAUAUGAAAAGAAAAAUCAUCGUUAUGAUGAAUAUAUAAUUGUUCACAUCCUCAUCAGUGUUUCAAUUAAACUGAGAGGAACAUCUUUGUUUAUUUAAACCGUAAAAUCCUGUCAAUGGUCUUUGCGUACUGCAUUUCGUGUUUUCAUUUAUUUGACGCGAAACCGAUGCAAUUCGUCGUUGUAAUCAAUUGAUUGAUUAAUCGACUCCUAUAAUUCAUCAGCAGUUACGAAAUACAUAUUUUUACGUAUGUGAGGUUCAAUUCUAGUUUAUUAAUCGAGAAUUGUUCCCUUCUAUGAAAUUGAUAUAAAGUUUAAUGUAUUCAUUGCAAAUCUGCUUGUGAUUUUUGCUGGCUGUGGCUGUCAUAAGUAGUUUUAUUACAAUUCCCUGUGUUUCAAGACAUUUAAAAAGAGUUGUAGUGAAGGGUUUUUGAAUCCCAAAUAUUUCUUUUAUUGAUAAUCAAAGUUUACGAGAAGAUGAAAUGGUUUCUGUAGCGAAGGGACGUUGAGAUCAAUUCUUAUUGUCGUGUUAAUGAGGAAUUUAUCUCGAUAAUGAGUACUUCUACGAGAAAAUGUCAACAAACGUUCUUUUUUCAGAAUUUUAUCAGCUACAAAAAAGGUCUCUUGACAUUUUCCCUUAGAUUCGAUAGUUGGAGAUUAUUUUUUCUCAAAGUUUUUUUUUAUAAAUGAGUAAAAUAAUUUUUUUGUGAACUUUAAAUAUCUUGAGAACUACGGGAUUCCGAGAAAAUGUCAAGAGACCUUUUUUGUAACUGAUGAAAUUCUGAACGAAAAAUGUUUUUUGACAUUUUCUCGUAGAAGUACUCAUUAUCGAGAUAAUUUCUGUUUGGAGAAGACGAAGAUAUUAAGAGUGGACUAUUUUGCUACAGAUUUACUUAAUUAAUAAUUAAAACAGGCAGAUUUAUGAAGGUUUUUGCUUUAAAAACCCUCACGACACGUGAGGGAAUGAAGAGCAUGUAUUGAGAACAGUGAAACUAUUGGAAUUGCCAUCGAAGUAUUGAGAUGAUGGAUGAAUAUUCCAAUAAUCGAAUUAAUUUUCGAUUUACUGUUAAAAUUUUUAGGAGGUGGAUCCGGGAUUCACUGAGUUCAGUUGAGGAUUCUAAGAAUAUUUUUUAUUGCCGAAUGUAUAGUUGAGUCGAUGUAUAAUAGAAGCAUGUACUCAAUAAA
Molecule: messenger RNA, 4240 nt
Organism: Diachasma alloeum
Lineage: Eukaryota; Metazoa; Arthropoda; Insecta; Hymenoptera; Braconidae
Exons: 7
Coding region: 261-2450 (729 amino acids)
Biological process (GO): central nervous system development; negative regulation of translation; regulation of mRNA stability
Cellular component (GO): postsynaptic density; axon; neuronal cell body
Molecular function (GO): translation regulator activity; protein homodimerization activity; mRNA 3'-UTR binding
Source: RefSeq, a predicted model, not a curated record